AUGUCCGUCACUACAACUACAAACCAAACCUACUACAACACCGUCAACGUCCUCGCCGACUACGAACUCCACCACUCCCGCUCGUCUCCCCCGACAAAUGCGCCCGUCGUCGCCCCGCCCAACGCCAACCCGAACCCGUCGCACCAGAAUCCGGAUGACUGGCCCACCGACCGUCGCCGCAUCCCGGCCUACCGCCCCGUCCAGCCCGAUCUGGACCUGAGCACGCGAAGGGUCUACCUGAACCCUGCGGAGCGCAUCUUCGUGACGGUCAUGUUCAUGGGUGUCUGGACGAAUGGGACCGCAGCGCAGGUUUGGAGAAGGACGGGCGGGAAGCUGUGGAAUAUUCAGUACCCGAUUGGGGGAGAAUUCUAA
Lasiodiplodia theobromae is the source of this 372-nucleotide messenger RNA. RefSeq lists its product as uncharacterized. Lineage: Eukaryota; Fungi; Ascomycota; Dothideomycetes; Botryosphaeriales; Botryosphaeriaceae. The transcript is spliced from 2 exons. The record is from RefSeq and is a predicted model, not a curated record. Bases 1 to 372 code for a protein of 123 amino acids.